UUUCUAUCGUGAAAGGAACUGAUUCCUGUCCCGUGCACCAUUCCUCUUUCCUCGGAGAAAAACCUCUUACAGGAGCCUAAAACCCUAGAUUUCCUGUAGGGAACGCGGCAGUUUUAUUGGAGAAGACUGUGGAAAUGGAAGCUUUGUUGUUGAAGAUCGUCUUCAUUCUCGCGAUCAUCUCCGUCUCUCUUCCAACCUCGUCCUCUAUACCGUUCAUCCUCUUGCACGGAAUUGGUGAUGCAUGCCGUAAUCGGGGUGUUAAGCGGUUUACCGAGCUGCUAAGUGAGUGGUCUGGUUCUCAAGGUUACUGCCUGGAAAUUGGGAAUGGUUCAUGGGACUCCUGGUUAAUGCCACUUGAUCAACAGACACAGGUUGCAUGCGAGAGGGUCAAGGAAAUGAAAGAAUUAAGUGGGGGUUUCAACAUCGUUGGCCUUUCACAGGGAAACUUGAUCGGUCGGGGGAUAGUUGAGUUUUGUGAAGGCGCACCGCCUGUUAACAAUUUCGUCUCGCUGGGCGGCCCUCAUGCUGGUACUGCUUCUGUGCCACUUUGUGGGUCAGGAAUUUUCUGCAUAAUUGCGGAUGAACUCAUUAAGACAAAGAUAUACUCUGAUUAUUUGCAGGAACACCUUGCUCCAAGUGGUUAUCUCAAAAUUCCUACAGAUAUAUCUGAUUAUCUGGAAAAAUGCCGCUUCCUUCCAAAGCUCAACAACGAAAAACCAGAUGAGAGGAAUGCCACUUAUAAAGAAAGAUUCAGUAGAUUGAAGACUUUAGUUCUCAUAAUGAGUGAGCAAGACAAUGUUCUGAUUCCUAGAGAGACAUCUUGGUUUGGCUAUUACCCCAAUGGUGCCUUCAGUCCAGUUCUAUCGCCACAAGAGACCACGCUUUACAUAGAGGACUGGAUUGGUUUGAGAGCUUUGGAUGAAGCUGGUAGAGUUAAGUUUGUCAGUGUACCUGGAAGUCAUCUAGGAAUUGUACGGAACGAUAUGAAGAAAUACAUGGUGCCCUACCUAAUAGAUAAUUCUUCUCCCAAGCCUCUUACAUCAUCCAUCUGGUUUGAAUCAGCCCGGGACAAUUUGCCUGUUAUUUCUACAUUUAUCGAUACGUAGAACGAAUUAUUUUUCCUUUUUUAUCUAAAUUUAUGUUGUGCAAUGUAGUAAGAGCACAAUUUAUUGGCUUGUGUAUGUAUGUAAAUUUGUAUUUGUAUUAUUGGCACAGGUAGUAUUCAAACUCCUUUUACUUUUCUUUUAA
Phalaenopsis equestris is the source of this 1248-nucleotide messenger RNA. Its product is annotated as palmitoyl-protein thioesterase 1-like. Gene Ontology annotation, molecular function: thiolester hydrolase activity. The coding region runs from base 135 to 1106 and encodes 323 amino acids. The record is from RefSeq and is a predicted model, not a curated record. Gene Ontology annotation, cellular component: intracellular membrane-bounded organelle. The transcript has 12 exons. Lineage: Eukaryota; Viridiplantae; Streptophyta; Magnoliopsida; Asparagales; Orchidaceae.